AUGGCUAAUGUAUAUCCUUCUAGCUUACUCCCUUGGGACUUUCCUAAAAGUUCUCUUCCUGGCCCUAGGAAGGCUCGCCCAAAAACCCCUUCACUACGCAGCUGCCUCUUGUUAACAACCGUCGAUUUCGACGCGGUAAGCUCAAUGGCGCAAGCUGAUGUUGACAUGAAGUUUCUGAGUCAGUUCGCAACAAAUGUCGACGUUGACCACCCAUUUCUAUCCAAGACUCUUUUCACCAUACUUGGAAACCUCACCAUGCUCUCAGAUCGUGUGAUCCGAGCGCGAAAAUUACGAAGAUUAGACACCACUCGCGAUACGAAGGCUGUCGAUCUUUACUGCAGAAUUAUUUGGUACGCGCGAGAGGGACUCAAGCUACUAGAGGAAUACAUCUUACCAAUGGUCGCAAAUUUUGGUCCUCUCAAAGUACUAUGUCACAAGCUUAGGGCAUCUUACUACCACUUAUACGUCUUAUUUCAUAACACUCCGCACAUUCGAAUGAAAAGUGGUGGAGGUCAAGUGUCCACACCUCCCGGCCUGAAAUCACCGAGGGUUAGGAAACUAGAUAAGGGAAAGGCACCAGAAAGAGAUAAUCCUGGGGAUGACAUCUACAGGCCCAGUUCAGUUCAACCAACUCAUCCACUAGAAGGCGGCCCCGUUGGCGGAAUCAGUCCUCCACCUCCAGAUUUCGCGCCAAACUUCUUAGUUCCAAGUGCCGACUAUCGUCCAAUUGCACUACAAUGCUUUCAAGAAGCGACACACCUUGCCGAGAAGCUUCUUUGGGGCAGUCACCCUCUACGACUCUCUGUUCGGGUAGAAUAUUCGGCUUUCUUGUAUGAUUGUCUGCACGAGCGAGAUAGUUCCAGGCAGCUAGCCAAGGCUACAAUUGCAGAGGUGUACAAUGCACAAGAGGGAAUGGAUGACGAUAUGUUUGAGGAUGCUGCGGCUUUGGUUGGAAUAUUGGGUAAGAUGAUGAAGAGAGGGUUGGGGUCAGGGUCAGCAAGUACACCAGGAACCAGUACUGGACGCACCCCGCCUCGGAAGUCUACAGCUGAAGCUCUGCCAAGCCCAAUGGGAAUGAUCAAUCCUAUAUGA
This is a messenger RNA of Glarea lozoyensis ATCC 20868, 1092 nucleotides long. Its product is annotated as 14-3-3 protein. Gene Ontology annotation, cellular component: cytoplasm. Lineage: Eukaryota; Fungi; Ascomycota; Leotiomycetes; Helotiales; Helotiaceae. Gene Ontology annotation, biological process: signal transduction. The record is from RefSeq and is a predicted model, not a curated record. The coding region runs from base 1 to 1092 and encodes 363 amino acids. The transcript has a single exon.